CCGCGGCCCGCCAGUUUACCGUUGCGAGGCGCGUAGUGCGGCCGGACGCUGGACCGCCCCCCGCGCGCCGCCGGCACCCUACUGUCUGCUCCCCCUGGACUGUCUGUCGGGACCACCACCACUCCAUCCUUCUGUGCUACCGAGGGGUGUUCAUAAACUUAUUCAAUCGAUUUGUUCGCUACCAUAAAGACGAAGUGUUCGUGCUUAUUUCACAGGAGUGUUAAUCCGAUUUAUGGUUGUUUAUUGGAUCGUUUGUUUCUUACCAGAGAUAAAACGAAAAUUUGGGCUGUGACACAAAAAUAAAGGAUUCAACUUCACCUGGACUUCUGGAGAAAACAUGGCAUAUUUCAUCAAGUUGAUCGCUGACACAUUCGAGAGCCCAGCGAACUAAGUUCUUGAGCAGCCGCGAAUAGGGUCGGGGUGAAUAAUGGGAAAAAGGAACGUACGGAUCAAGUUCGCACACUCCAUUGGUCCGCCGCUCGACUCCAGCUCGCCGGGCGCCAGCGAGUAGCCCGCGCCCGCACCCUCUCCCAAACUCUCAGUUACCGACGCUCUAGCGACUGCCAAUUAAGUACAAGUCAUACCGGGUUUUAACUCAUUUAUUUUAACUUAGAUAUAUUUAUUGUAGUACAAAGACAAGCCGAACACAUACGCGACGAGAGUCUGCUUAAUGUAGCAAGAUAACAGAGCCGAGUAGACGUCCUCGGUCGAAUAAUUGAAACGGUAGUCAUGACGGCCACUGCCCCAGAACUGUCAAAAUCAGAUUUCUUUGAUUUCGUGACGUCCAACGAGGUUACUGAUGCACAAUAUAAGCAGCAAAUGCGAUCUGUGAAUGUGUUCAUGGAAUCACCUGACUCGAGAUCGAAUCCUUUGCUCUCAGAAGAGCCGAAGGAGCAGAAUAACAACAGCUUGUUGAGCGUCAGCGCCGCGCCCGCCGCCGCCAACAACAUGGCCGCGGCUACCACUUCCACCACCUUGCAGAGCUUUGACUCUAUUUGGAACGUAGACCGCGACCGCGAUCGUUUGGACACCACCAUGUUAGAAGACCUGAACAAGUUUUAUUGGAACCAAGAUAAUGAAAUGAAUGGUACACAUCCAUGCACCGAUACUGCUAUAUCCAACAAAUUAAUUAGUAACACAGACGGGCAAAUAUACACGCUCACAGUUCUUAACCAAGACGUAAAUGAACCCAGUACGAAUCGUUACAAUUCGCAGUACGAGGAAGCUUCAAUGUCCAGCCCAGCGGACAUAGAACAACAAUCGUCAUUGGAUCUCGAAUCAAUAUUAAAUAUGAAUGGAUUUCCAAACGAUUUUAAUCCAGAUCUCCCAAAAGUAAGUGACUUUACAUACGAAGAAGGGGAUUCAGAAAGUCAAACUGCAGAUAUGAGUUCGAGUAGUUUGGUCAAGGUUGAACCUUACACUUAUGAAGAGAACGAGUUCCAGUCGAAUGAUAAAAAAGACGAAUGUUUAAGCCCUGUUGUAGGUAAUACUACUAUUUUAGAUACGCAAGUUGAUUUCGACAAUAACAAUGAUUGGAAAUUAACCAAUCAAAAUACUGAAUCCACUGAAUCCUUACUGAGAAAUGCGUUACAGGGAAAAGCAUUCAUUAGAUACAGUACAUUACAGAAAAAUACUAUUAAACUGGAAGGUAAUACAGAAUUAAAAAGAGUAAUUAUUAACAAUAACAACAAAACAGAUAUACCCUCUAUGUACCAAGAUCGGAAAGCUGCUGAUACGGAACUAUGUCUAAUGUCAAUGCCGACAGAAAACUUAAACAUAUCAAUUUUAUUCGAGGAUCCAAACACAACAGUAAUUACCAAUGGAGAAAACCCAUCUUCAACUCAAAAUGUUGAUGAUAUUUUACUAUCAACACUUGAUAAUAAUUACCCUGAGGAUUAUGAAAAAUUAAAACGAAUAGCUACUGAACUUGGUGAAUCAAUGCAACCGUUUUAUACGGUGGAGCCCAUUGAUCCGACGCGAAAUGUAUAUAACAUACACCAUGUAAACGGGGAACUAGUGACGAUACCCGCCAGUGAAGUACAACUAAACCCACACUUACAAAUAGUGACUGCGUCGCCGACGAUAUCAAGUACGAAACCAGGGAGCAAAAAGCAUAGAAGACCACAAAACAAAAACCCAUCGCCAACGGCACAGUCGCAAUCUGGGACGGCUAUACAAGCCGCUACAUCUACGUCGAACGGCGUCCGAAAAGAAAGAUCUCUUCAUUACUGCUCAAUUUGUUCGAAAGGCUUUAAAGAUAAGUACUCAGUGAACGUACACGUAAGGACCCAUACGGGAGAGAAGCCGUUUUCGUGUUCUCUUUGCGGCAAAAGUUUCAGACAAAAGGCGCACCUCGCGAAGCACUACCAGACGCACAUCGCGCAGAAGAGCGCGGCGGCCGCCGGCGCCGGCGCCGCCAAAUCCGGCAAGCAGAGGUAACCGCGCCCGCACCGCCUCGCUCUCGGUCAUUCACAUUCAUAGUCAAUUGAACUUUGUCACGGUGAUAAAUAAACGUAUUUUUAUAAUCGAAUACCUAAAGGCUGAAAUAUCACAGAUUGAAUUUGGUAAGGUGCUAAUUAUUGUAGUAGUUAUAGAGAAGUAGGCAGUUGUAAUGGAGAAUUUGGAGGUUCAUGGCCGUUUAUCAUAAUUGUUAAUUUGUGUGUAAAAUCCGCCCGUUACCGAACACUGUUUAGCUUUAGCUAAGUAUAGGUAGUUUUAAUAUCGAGAUUAUAUUAAUGUCUACAUUCCAUAUUUAUUAGUCAUUUAAUAUUAAUUUACGUUGAAGUCACGUAUUUUCAUGCAUUUUGUAAAGAUAUGCUUUGUUCCUGAAAUUGUACCUAAAUUAAAGAUGCACUGAAAUUACUUACAUUCCGUAACAACGUGGAGGCCAUAUUUUUGUCAAUAGCGAACAAAUAAGCCAUCAGAUAACCUCCGCCGACAGAUGAGCUGCGCAGCGCGGAUUACAGCCGCCGCAAUAAUUUCUCCCGCAGCGCGGCCGACUAAACUUUCUAAAAAAUAAAAAUAAAAACAGAGUAAAAGAAAGAGCAUUCUGUAUCUACCAUCUUUCACCGCUCGACUAUCGCAUCACUUUAUUGAUCUGCUUAGCUCGCUGCGUUAUUUUUUCCUCGUGAAUACCGAGUUCGUAAAUGAUGUAGGUACUAAGUACCUACUGUCGUUUUAGACAUAAUUUUAUGGGUCAAGAAAUGUACAUUGUAAAAUAUGCUUUCAUCAAUGCAAAUGAAACAAAUUAAAUUAUACUUUAGUUCAAUAAAUUAUGUAACUAAACCCACACUGAUAAAUAUAAUCUAACUAUGCAAUUACAAACAGCAAGGAACGAUAUUAUUCGACUAUCCGUAUCAGAGCAGUGAACGUUUUCUCAAUUCCAAUAUAAUCUCUUUUACAAGGGAGAGGCUUGAUUGCCCUCAGAUUGCUAUAAAUUAGAAAAACAAGUGGUGCUCCAAUCACGGUCUUUAAAAUUGUGCUCCCUUUCUCGUCCAGCAAAUUGGCCUUUCUUUGUUAUAUUUCUGUACUUACUGCCGUACAACAUCGAGCCUCGCCUCACAUUGUUUACUAAAAGUAACAGACGUGGUCAUUAUCCUACAGCUCCUCGCCUCACCAAGAUUUAUAUCAGAAACAAGAAAGCAGUAUCAUUAAGGGAAACGGGGGAUGGUAUACAUACACGAGCAUGGUUUAAACAUAGUCCAGCAUCGUUUCCAGUUCGUUCAGCGCUCAUAGCAUAUUAAAAGUGAUCAAAGGUUUACGAGCUUUCACUAGUAUACAGAAUGUAAUAGUUAUUUAUUACCGUCAUCAAAUUCCUAAAUCGCAAUUCGACAGCAGCCAACAUUGUAUGGAGUUUGUUCAUUAAUAGAUUACGCAGCAGAUUAUUUUAUAUAAAAAUAGUAAAAUGAAUUUGAUUUGAUUCGACCUCCAUAACAGGAAAUUAAAGUCUUUUUUAAUGAGUACUGCGUGGCGUGAGCGUGACACAGCAAAUUGCGCGGGAGUCGCGCUGCCGACGGAACUUAAAUAUAAGACUACAUUGAUAAUGCUUUUGAAAACUUUUUCGCAAAUUUCAUAAUUUUAGUUUGAAUUUAUCUUUCAUUUAUCACAGUGUAGGAAAAAUAAAUACAUUUAUAGUUUGACUUCGCGAAGUACAUAGAGUCAAGCAACAUAAUGAGUUGACCAUAUUCUUCAGCUCAAAAGAACUUUCAACUACAAUCAAAGCAAAUUUAAAAAUCAUCUUGGUCAUGAGGUGUGACCUCAUGGAUCACAGGCACAUUAAGCCUGUAAAUCAUGAGGUCGCUCCUCGGAGACCUUGACCUCCGCACGUCACUGCGGACACUACGCACCCCUUGCAAUGUAAUUACGGAACGACCUCGCUUUAUUGUUUAUUUUUUGCUUCUGAGGCCAACAUUGUGUACCUAUAAUAGAAUAUCGAUUCAAUUAUAAAACUCGUUAUACUCCAAUAGUAAACAUACAUAAUGAAUUAUAUAACUGUCUUAUCUGACCAUGUUGUUGACUUUUUGUGAAAUAUAAAUAAGAUUCAUGGUAUAUUUUAUGUGAACGUUAUUAUCGACGAGAUACAUCGAAAUCAUCUAUGCAAUAUUCAACUGAAUGAUAGUUGAAUGUUCACAAAAAUCAUACUAUUCAACAGCACGAAUGUUAUUUCAUACUACUUUCAUAUUUUGUUCAUUCACCUGUCAGAUGUUAACUAGGACCGUGUGCUAGGACCACACAGGUUAGAUCUCAAAAUAAUAUUCAUUAUUCUGGGAAAUCACCCUUAUAAAACACACACUGACUGAACUAUGGCUUAAUUGCUUUGAAUUUCUCUUUCAUAUUUUGCUGUGUAAAACUUGGGUCAAUAAAUACUCUUCUGUGGUAUGAGAUUAGUAUCUAUGUCUUGCCAAUGAGUGCAUUGAUAACCAAUUAAGUUAGUAUUUAUAACUGCAAACAAGCACUGCCGUGUAAUGCUCCUAUCUAUGAAGAAAUUAUUUUUUAACCGAAAUGUUAUUUUUGUAAUUGCCCAUAACUGAUCAAAUACAACGUAACAGUAGACGGUUUACAGUUAUGAUUCAAUGGUUCUCUGUCACAUCAUUUAUCUUAUAAACACACGUAAAAUAUAAAUAAUAGUUACUUUGAUAAAACACUCAUAAACAUGUUCGAGAUCAUCUCUCGGAACCUAAUUACACGAUUGAUCAAAAAUGACAAAUAUUAUGUAGAUGUGUGAGGUGUAGGGAAAAACAGUCGUUUUUUUUUAUGAGGGAAAAAUAAAUACCUUUUCAAUACUGUAACACAACUUCACUCGAUGAAGCUUGUUCAGUGAAUUAACUUUGUUUAUUACAUUUGUUUUAAUCUUUAUUAUUUAUGCCUGUUUAGACGACUGCCAAAAAUGAGUUUUAUAUAUUUUCAGGGUUUAUAUUUGGUAUGUGAGUUUCUAUAUUCUACCAUAAAUAACAACCUGUGAGGUAUUAUUAGAUUCGUUGCUAUCCCGAUAUAGGCUAUGUAAAGUUAUUAUAAAAUAAAUUUGGUGGAUCAUAUACCCCGUAAUCAUAAACUGAAGAAUGAAAUUUUGACUAAUAUAAUAGAUUAUGAUAUCAAAAUGAAGUGUUUUGAAAUGUGAUCACAAAAAUAUAUAAAAAUAGUAUCUUAAACUGUACAUUUAUAUUAAAUACGGUAAAACAAAAAUAAACUGAUCAGAGUAUGGCAGUCUCGUGUUUUAAAUUUUUAUAAAAUUGGUUAUUAAAAUAACUUUUUAUUUAUGUAUUUAAGUGUGAUAUUAUUUAUUAAAACAAGAUCAAAUGGAACGGCCUUAAUUUGACAUUUUUAUUUUUAAAAUAUUGUCUACACUGUUACUUGUUACGCCGAAGGUAUUCUUUUAAUUUAUAAAGUUACAAAGCCAGAGGAAACUCCUUUAACAAUACUCAUUAUUUGUAAAUAAAGAUUGUGUAAGUAAAAACUACUUUUGCGAAGUUUGUACUCUACCACUGUAUCUCAUUAGAUGGUAUUUUGAUAGCGAAUUUAUAGAGUUGUUAAGUACUUAAGUAUAUUAUAUGAAACUUUUGACAUUUACCAAUUACUGUAAGUAAAAUCUAAUAGAGACCUUUUAGAUUUAUAAGUUAUGCAUGAGCAUACAAGGUUGAUUAAUAUAUUCAUGUAAUAUAUUAAAAUAGUUGGAUACAUAUUUCGAAAAUGUUUAUUGAUAUUGAUCGAUUUUAUUGCAUUUGUUCCUGAGUUGAUAAAUUAGAUUUAUAGAUGAUAAUAUUUCUUGUUUAUAAGAUUUAUUAUAAAUAGGUCGUUCAUGCAUGCAUGAGUAAUUUAAUUUAAUUUAGUUUUUGUGAGUGUAUUUAAGUAGGAUGUAGAUAGACGCCCAGCUAUUUUGACCAAAAUAUUGUUUAUAUCUGCGCAGCGCACUUUAUCUGUGCAGUUUUUCAAUACCACAAACUACAAAUAAUAUACCCAUUCGUUCUAAAAAGCUUGGGCAUCGUUUACAUCGUCCUUAAAUGAGGUCCGUCCUGUACAAUACUUUCAUUAUUUAUUAUAGAAUUAUGGUUAAGAAGAAAAUGAGAAACAAAAACAUUAUUGUAUUUUGAUUAACCGGAGCUGUGAUUUUGCUUAUCUGUAUAUCUGUGCUAUCAGUCUCGUAGCUCGUGCAAAUGAUACAUUUGUCCGCAUGACACUGAUGAUCCCAUAACUAAAGUCUUCCAAACGUAGCUCAACGAUGUAGUUUCUAAAUCUUGUUAAAUAUAAGUUAAUAUAAAAAUCAUCAACUUAUCAUCAUACAAAGUAAACAUUUUGUACACGUAACUACCGAUUUUUUACAGGUUUUAUUAUGUUGCGUAUGAAUAAAGUCUUAAUGAUUUGGCGUAGUUAUGUCGAUAAUACAUUCAAAGAUCUUACGAAAAUGUACCUAAUGCAAUAAAUAAAUGUACUCGAAGCAACCAAUGUUUACACAUUUUACAGUUUUGUAUUGAAUUUCUUAUAUUUUUACUUUCCUACAUUAGUUUGCUAAUAAAAUGUUUUUAUA
Molecule: messenger RNA, 7021 nt
Organism: Plodia interpunctella (Indianmeal moth)
Lineage: Eukaryota; Metazoa; Arthropoda; Insecta; Lepidoptera; Pyralidae
Exons: 3
Coding region: 730-2439 (569 amino acids)
Biological process (GO): regulation of transcription by RNA polymerase II
Cellular component (GO): nucleus
Molecular function (GO): RNA polymerase II cis-regulatory region sequence-specific DNA binding; DNA-binding transcription factor activity, RNA polymerase II-specific
Source: RefSeq, a predicted model, not a curated record